Heteronotia binoei (common prickly gecko) is the source of this 1947-nucleotide messenger RNA. It is a transcript of the gene PRPSAP2, whose product is annotated as phosphoribosyl pyrophosphate synthetase associated protein 2. Gene Ontology annotation, molecular function: ribose phosphate diphosphokinase activity; magnesium ion binding. The transcript has 8 exons. Bases 110 to 961 code for a protein of 283 amino acids. Lineage: Eukaryota; Metazoa; Chordata; Lepidosauria; Squamata; Gekkonidae. Gene Ontology annotation, biological process: purine nucleotide biosynthetic process; 5-phosphoribose 1-diphosphate biosynthetic process. The record is from RefSeq and is a predicted model, not a curated record. Gene Ontology annotation, cellular component: ribose phosphate diphosphokinase complex; cytoplasm.
GAUCUCGUGGUCUCUCUUGGCAGAAACGAGAGUUCAGAUCCAAGAGUCCGUGAGAGGGAAAGACGUCUUCAUCAUCCAGACGGUGUCCAAGGACGUGAACACGAUCAUCAUGGAACUCCUGAUCAUGGUGUACGCCUGCAAGACCUCCUGUGCCAAAAGCAUCAUCGGAGUGGUUCCCUACUUCCCCUACAGCAAGCAGUGCAAGAUGCGGAAGAGGGGCUCCAUCGUCUCCAAGCUGCUGGCCUCCAUGAUGUGCAAAGCGGGUCUGACUCACCUGAUCACCAUGGACCUGCAUCAAAAAGAAAUCCAAGGUUUCUUCAACGUUCCCGUCGACAACCUGAGAGCGUCCCCAUUUUUACUGCAGUAUAUCCAAGAGGAGAUUCCAGACUACAGGAAUGCUGUGAUCGUGGCCAAAUCUCCCGCCUCCGCCAAAAGGGCGCAGUCGUUUGCCGAGCGUUUGCGGCUGGGGAUUGCAGUCAUACACGGAGAGGCCCAAGAUGCGGAGUCAGAUCUCGUGGAUGGACGUCACUCACCCCCAACUGCCAAAAACAUUGCUGCCAUUCACCCCAGCUUAGAGAUACCGAUGCUGAUCCCAAAAGAGAAGCCGCCCAUCACAGUUGUCGGAGACGUGGGAGGAAGAAUAGCCAUCAUUGUGGAUGACAUUAUUGACGACGUGGACAGCUUCCUGGCUGCCGCCGAGACUCUCAAAGAACGGGGCGCGUACAAGAUUUUUGUCAUGGCCACCCACGGCCUCCUUUCCUCGGACGCCCCCCGGUUGAUAGAGGAGUCUGCCAUCGACGAGGUGGUGGUCACCAACACCAUUCCGCACGAAAUCCAAAAGCUCCAGUGCCCCAAAAUUAAGACUGUGGACAUCAGCAUGAUCCUUUCGGAGGCCAUCCGCAGGAUCCACAACGGGGAGUCCAUGUCGUACCUGUUCCGAAAUAUAGGCCUGGAUGACUAACCUCGGGGGCUUUGGAAGAGAGAGAGAAGAAAUUCAGGGGCCAAAACUGGAGACAGAGAGAACAUUUUUUCGAACUGUGAACCUUCGUGGCUUAAUCCUUUGUAUUUCAAUGGGAACCCCCCCUCCCCCGCUCCGUUGAGUCGCUCCUGUUUAAAUUUAGUGAGGAGAUUUCGAAAGCUAUUUUUUUCCUUUGCCAUUUUUGAGAAGAAGAAAAAAAGACUUUACCAAAAAAAAAUUACAAAAACCUAAGGAAAAAAAAAUUAGCCUGUUAGGUUAGCUGCGCUGCUUCUAGGCACAAUCCGGCGGUUGCUCCGGAUGGGCGUUUUUGAAAAGAACGGUUGCUCGUGCAAGAGCAUUUGUAGUUUCUCUGUUCCGUGGGAGAACAGUCUCAGUAUACCGGUAUCAGAAGACCAGGUUGGUCACUCGCUGUGAGGUCGUUCUCCUAGUUGGGCAUGUAGCAACCUCAGAGGAUCCACGUCCCUGGAUCUUGCCCACCCGGAACCCGAAAACUUCACCUUGUGGGAUGAAGACCGCAAGGAAAGAGGUCUUCUGCAAAAUCCCCCCCCCCGCCCCACACAGGCUGGCUCUUGAGCUGCUUGUGGCUACUUCUCUGAGGCUUGCAUAGAAGGUCUUGGCAGAUCGUGCCACAAAAAUGCAACACCCUCUCACCCACGCCCUCCAAAAGGAGCUCGGCUCCUCGAUUCGACAUUCCCCGUUUCCAAAACCCCUCGCUUUUAACAAGUGCUUUCGGAAGGGCUGGUUUCAGAACCGAUGUCAAAAGUAGCUGUCGCAGGAAGCUUCUCACGUCUGCCAAGCCAAAAAACCACACAUUUGUGCCGUCGUCUGCAGCUGUGACCUUUUUGGUUGUUUUUUUGGGGGGGGUAGAAGUGCUUUUAUAGGAAAAGCAUAUGAAAUAUGCACCGGUAUUUAUUGUUUGCAACAAAAUAAAAUCUCGGGGUUGUUUUUUUGGUGCAUGAGCUUUCAAA